AUGGCUGGUAGAGGUAGACCCGCAAACAUUAACGCCGAUCUUGCUGCCGCUCUAAAUGGUCUAACUGAAGUUUUAAGGGCACAGGCACAGUUCAUGCAAGGGGCUCAUGCUGCUCCAGGAGGAGAACAUCGUGGACUUGAUAAAUUUUUGAAACGGGACCCUCCAACUUUCAAAGGGGAGUACAAUCCUGACGGAGCUUAUAAAUGGAUGACCCAAGUAGAAAAGACUCUCAACUCGAUGAACUGCACCGAUAAUCAGAAGGUGAAUUAUGCCAGUUAUCUGCUAGAGGGAGAAGCUGAAACCUGGUGGACCCAGGCUAAACCAAGGAUGAUCCAAGCUAACCUGAUGACUUGGAUAGAGUUUAAAAGAGUAUUUAUGGAGAAAUACUUCCCUGAAGACGUCAAGGCCCGAAAGGAAGUUGAAUUUUUGGAGCUGAAACAGGGAAAUAUGACUAUUGGGCAAUAUGCAGCUAAAUUUGAGGAACUGGCUCAAUUUCAUCCCUCGUACCGCGAUGCUGCAAAUGAAAACUCCAAAUGUAUUAAGUUUGAAAACGGAUUGAGGCCAGACAUCAAAGCUGCCAUUGGGUACCAGCAGAUUCGAAAUUUUUAUACGUUGGUGGACAAAUGCUGCAUAUUCGAGAAUGACGACAAACAGAGAAAGGAGUACCUUAAAACCCUCGGCCCUCAGAAGAACUUUCGAGGAGGAAUUGAUAAAAAGAAACCAUUUCAGAAAGCCUUCCGAUCGCAAAGUUCUUCUUCUAGUGAGAAAAACAAAAUCCUUCGAUGUUAUAAUUGUGGAGGAAACCAUUACCGGUAUGAAUUUCCUCACACCCAAGCCAUAUGUUACCGGUGCAAACAGCUAGGGCAUGUCAGUAUAAAUUGCCCAAAUCCUAAAGUGGAGUCUUCCAACAAUGAACGUGGAGGAGCUGGCAAUCGCAACAACAACAAUAACAACAAAGGGAAGAAGGAGAACAACAAGGCGCCUGCCCGAGGACGCGUCUUCACUCUGACUGGAGCAGACCUAGAACCAACCGAAGAUCAGAUUCAAGGUACAUGUUUUAUGAAUGGCAUUCCUUUAGUUGUUUUGUAUGAUUCUGGUGCUACCCAUUCUUUCAUUGUUGUUGAUCUCGUGAAACGAUUGCGUUUGGCCACGCAAUCCUUAGUUCGUAAACUCAUAGUAUCAACCCCUACUGGAGAUACUGUGAGUACUACCUUCCUUUGUAAAGACUGUCCACUUGUAAUUAAGUUUGUCAAAGUAAUCGGGAAAGAUUUAGAGGAGUCCAUGCGAGACUCUGGGACGUCUUGUCUAAGGAAAGGAAUGGCUUUUAAUGACGCUUAG
This is a messenger RNA of Lotus japonicus, 1338 nucleotides long. RefSeq lists its product as uncharacterized. The coding region runs from base 1 to 1338 and encodes 445 amino acids. Lineage: Eukaryota; Viridiplantae; Streptophyta; Magnoliopsida; Fabales; Fabaceae. The transcript has a single exon. The record is from RefSeq and is a predicted model, not a curated record. Gene Ontology annotation, molecular function: zinc ion binding; nucleic acid binding.